Messenger RNA from Vigna angularis (adzuki bean), 1682 nucleotides. Its product is annotated as S-adenosylmethionine decarboxylase proenzyme 4. The record is from RefSeq and is a predicted model, not a curated record. Bases 286 to 1320 code for a protein of 344 amino acids. The transcript has a single exon. Gene Ontology annotation, biological process: spermidine biosynthetic process; spermine biosynthetic process. Lineage: Eukaryota; Viridiplantae; Streptophyta; Magnoliopsida; Fabales; Fabaceae. Gene Ontology annotation, molecular function: adenosylmethionine decarboxylase activity. Gene Ontology annotation, cellular component: cytosol.
AAGGAAGAAGAAAUGAGUUAACGAGCGUGGUGUGUUGUUGGUGUCUGUGAAGGAAGGUAGAGAAGAAUGAAGUAAAAAAACAUAACAAAAUUGUUGCAUAUAAUCAUCGUAUUCACUUCAUAAUGGCUACUAUCAUCAUUCUUGGUUCCAUCACCCGCAUGCUCACACCUCUCUUCUAAACCCUACUUCCUUCUCACUCUCACUCACACACCUAUAAAUCCAAAUCACCUUCCUUCCUUUCCCUCACCUUCCCCUCACCACAAAAAACAUUACCUUUUCUCACCAAUGGCAUUCGCAUUCUCAGGUUUCGAAGGCUUCGAGAAGCGCCUCGAGCUUCAUUUCUUCUGUGACGACCCAGCCCUGCUUCAACUGGGUCUCCGAAAGCUCGACUUCGAUUGCAUACACCAAACUCUGCAAGAGGUUCAAUGCACGGUGGUUUCAGCCGUUGGAAACUCCUACUUCGACGCUUAUGUGUUGUCAGAAUCGAGCCUCUUUGUGUACCCAACAAAGAUCAUAAUCAAAACGUGUGGGACCACGCAGCUUCUCAAAUCCAUGACACCAUUGAUCUUCUACGCCCACACCCACCUCGGCCUAACGCUCUCCUCCUGCCGCUACACUCGCGGAACCUUCAUCUUCCCUCUGUCACAACCCUUCCCUCACACGAGCUUCAACGACGAAGUCACCUACAUAGAAGCCACGCUCCCUCCCAACCUGUGCUUCCGAAAAGCCUCCAUCAUGCCCUCCAAGUCAUCCUCCCACGCCUGGCACGUCUUCACCGCCACCAGUGACUCCCACGCGCUCUACCACCACAACUACACGUUGGAAAUCUGCAUGACGGACCUCGACCCCCUACUCGCAGGGAAGUUCUUCCGCCGUCCCGGCGACGGCAGAAGCGGGGACUCGGCCGGGAGGGAAAUGACGGAGCUGACGGGGAUCGACGGGAUUAACCCGCACGCGUUGGUGUGCGACUUCGCGUUCGACCCGUGCGGGUACUCGAUGAACGGCAUGGAUGGGGAGUGGUACUCGACGAUUCACGUGACUCCGGAGGAGGGUUACAGCUACGCGAGCUUCGAGUGCGUGGGGUCGAGGUCGAGUGAGGUGGACGUAGUCCACGUGGUGAGGAAGGUGGUGCAGAUAUUCCGACCGGGGACGAUGUCGGUGUCGACGACGUCGUUGGGGAACGAGGUUUGGAGAAAGGUGGCGGGUGCGGUGGAGCCCAUGGGGAUGAAAUUGAGGAGUUGCGCCAUGGACCAGUUCCCGGAUUCUGGGAGUGUGGUGUUUCAAACGUUUUCGCCGCUUCGUCGGAAAAGUGGACAUUAGAAGUAGUAGUAUGCGGUAGGGUGUAGGGGAAAAUUUGAGGGGUGGUGAGGUGGCAGGAAGUGAUUGGUAUUGGUUGGUUUAUUAUGGUGGUGAAUAUAUUGUUUGAGUGGGGGAAGAAAGAAAGAAGUAACAGAGGAUUCGUUUUGGAAUAGUAAGUAAGUGGUGGAAGAUCAUGAUAAUGCACCCCACUUAGGCUUGUCACGCCUCGGAUUUUUUAGCAUGUUUUAGUGGCUCUAAAAGUGCUCUUUUUUUUUUUCUUUUUUUUGAGGUUAUAUAUUCAUCUUCCUUUCUUCCUUCUCUGUUUUAUCUUUUCGUUAGCAUCUCUACACUCAAAUUAACCACUCUUCAUCAUUUUGUUGAUA